Molecule: messenger RNA, 1317 nt
Organism: Eimeria acervulina
Lineage: Eukaryota; Apicomplexa; Conoidasida; Eucoccidiorida; Eimeriidae
Product: exonuclease domain-containing protein, putative
Exons: 3
Coding region: 1-1317 (438 amino acids)
Cellular component (GO): nucleus
Molecular function (GO): exonuclease activity; nucleic acid binding
Source: RefSeq, a predicted model, not a curated record
AUGUUCGGUUUAGACUGCGAAAUGGUAGAGACAAAAGAAGGAAAAGAGUUGGGUCGCGUCUGCAUCGUAGACAGCGAUUUGCAUGUAGUGAUGGACGAACUGGUGAAGCCUUCAUCUCCUGUCUUAGAUUACUUAACUCGAUACUCGGGGCUAACAGAGGCGAAGCUGCAGCAAGCGAAGUUAACUCUGAAGGACGUGCAUAAAAGAAUGAGAAAGCUGCUUCCUUCAGGGUUUGUUCUUGUGGGGCAUUCUCUUGAAUACGACUUACAUGCUCUAAAACUCGUGCAUUCGCGGUGUAUCGACACCUCUGUGCUGUAUCCGCAUCCUCGGUUGGGUCUGAAUUAUUCUCUGAAGCGUCUUGCGCAAGUUUAUUUAAACAAGGAGAUGAAAAGAAUACAUGGGCAUGAUCCACAAGAAGACGCGCAAGUAGCAAUGCUACUAGCUCUAGAAAAGAUAAAUAAAGGGCCGGGGUUUGCUGUACCGAAUACGCAAUUUGUUCAGCUUGCAGCAAUCAUGCGUACACCUCAAAUGAAGUGGAAGCCUGACGAAUAUACAGCAGCUCCAGGGCGAUCUCUCAAAAGAAAGGCUCCAGAUAAUACUAACAGUCAUGAUGGAACUAAUGAUAAUGAUAAGAAUGACAGCGAAGAAGAAGAAAAUACACAAGGGCCUGACGAAGCUAACAACAUUCAUUAUGCCCCAGAUUUCUUUCUUGCAGAUUCUUUUCAGCACAGAAACAACUCUGUAUUCGACGGAGUUUCUGUCGUUGAGGGUCUCCGCAGCGACGCUGACGUUAUCCGCGCAUGCAAGGAUUUGUUGAAGGGCCGCUGUGCCUCGUCUAGUUCUUGUGCUGCAGCAGCAGCACCUGGUGCUGCUGCUGAUUGCUGUGGAGCAGCAGACAUCUCAACGAACAGACAGCAGGCAAGAGAAGGAGAGGGAAAUAAACCCCUCUGGGGUGUAUGCGUAUUAAGGGGCUUUCAACGCCUCUGCUGCAGAGCUCUGCAUGCACCUGAGGAUCAGCCGUACGCAUUCAAACAUCGCGCCCAUACUCUACUUGCUGCAGAAAAGGAGUUGCUGCACCAGCAGCAGCAGCAGCAACAAGAAGGAGAAGGGGAAGCUUCUGCUUGCAGCACCGCCAGCGCUACAACUGGCGGCACAGUGGGAGAUAAAGCCGAAGAAGAAGAUGAAGAAGAAGAAGCAGAAGCAGAAGAAGAAGCAGAAAACAUUAAACAAAAAAAAGAGAAUUCAAAUGCUCGUAGUGAUGCAGAAAGAACAGAACGAAGCACCAUCAACUUGUCAUCUUGCUGUUUCCCCUUGUGA